Hibiscus syriacus is the source of this 910-nucleotide messenger RNA. Its product is annotated as ATP synthase subunit delta, chloroplastic-like. The transcript has a single exon. Bases 79 to 801 code for a protein of 240 amino acids. The record is from RefSeq and is a predicted model, not a curated record. Gene Ontology annotation, cellular component: chloroplast thylakoid membrane. Lineage: Eukaryota; Viridiplantae; Streptophyta; Magnoliopsida; Malvales; Malvaceae. Gene Ontology annotation, molecular function: proton-transporting ATP synthase activity, rotational mechanism. Gene Ontology annotation, biological process: proton motive force-driven ATP synthesis; photosynthetic electron transport in photosystem I; photosynthetic electron transport in photosystem II.
AAUCAAAAUCCCCAUUUUCCUCAUCUUCUCAAUUCUGAAAGUUCCAAUCUUUCAUACGAAAGUCCCAGUCUUUCAUCAAUGGCUUCCCUUCAGCAAACUUCAAUCGCCAUUCGAUCAAAGCUUCUCCCUUCUUCCCAGCUCCCCAGAGCCCUCCCUUCCCUCAACCUCUCCUUCUCAGCCACUUUCCCUUCCCUCAAACUCACCACCUCUCGCCCCCUCAUCGGCGGUGCCAGAAUGUCGGCAACAGCGGCUUCCAGCUACGCCACCGCUUUAGCCGACGUAGCCAAGUCAAACAACAGCCUCGAAACCACCUCCUCCGACGUCGAAAAAAUCGAGAAAGUAUUCUCCGACACUCAAGUCCUCGACUUUUUUGCUAACCCCACCGUCGAUAUCCUCAAGAAGCGUCAGGUCCUGGACGAAAUCGUGAAAUCAUCGGAGCUUCAGCCUCACACGGCCAACUUCUUGAACAUCCUGGUUGACGCCAAGAGGAUUGACCUUAUCAAAGAAAUUGCCAAGGAGUUCGAGAUGGUUUACAAUAAGCUGACGGAUACUGAGUUGGCCGUGGUGAGUUCAGUUGUGCCAUUGGAGUCUCAGCAUUUGGCUCAGAUUGCUAAACAGGUGCAGAAGCUGACUGGUGCUAAGAAUGUCAGGAUUAAAACUAAGAUUGACCCAAGUUUGGUAGCCGGGUUUACUAUCAGGUAUGGGAAUUCAGGCUCGAAAUUGAUUGAUAUGAGUGUUAAGAAGCAACUGGAGGAGAUUGCUGCUCAGCUUGAAGUAGGUGAUAUUCAACUUGCUGUAUGAGUUUUGAUUUUUUUUUUUUUGAGAAUUGGGUUUGAAACUCUUUUUUUGUUAUUAUUGUAAUUGAAAUUGAUACUCUUAAUGUUAAAUGUAUGAAAUUUGUCUAAGCUUC